This is a messenger RNA of Girardinichthys multiradiatus, 870 nucleotides long. Its product is annotated as homeobox protein goosecoid-2. The transcript is spliced from 3 exons. Gene Ontology annotation, molecular function: DNA-binding transcription factor activity, RNA polymerase II-specific; RNA polymerase II cis-regulatory region sequence-specific DNA binding. The coding region runs from base 1 to 546 and encodes 181 amino acids. The record is from RefSeq and is a predicted model, not a curated record. Gene Ontology annotation, cellular component: nucleus. NCBI's taxonomy places the organism in Eukaryota, Metazoa, Chordata, Actinopteri, Cyprinodontiformes, Goodeidae. Gene Ontology annotation, biological process: regulation of transcription by RNA polymerase II.
AUGGGCGGACACAUCAAGAUGGAAAGACAAAAGUUUCCGUUCACCAUUGAAAACAUUCUUAGCAAAUAUCCGAGCGGUAUUGGAGAAAACCAAUCAUAUGGAACAAGUGUUCUUGGACUGAAGGAGAAGAUGGUGUGUCCUGAGUCUGUGCACCAGGCUUGCUUGUGCUGCUGUUUCUGCUCCCACUGCGCUGACAUGUUCCACUCAGAUCUCAUCCAUAAAGGCUGUCAGUAUGAAUGGAGUCCUGCAGCUAUGAUCUCAGAGCAGUGCAGGUUGGGGGAGGUUCACAGAGAGGAGCAGCAGCCUAAGGAAGGUCAAGUGCAGAGGCGAACCAGGCGUCACCGUACGAUCUUCACCGAGGAACAGCUGGAUGCACUGGAGGAACUGUUCCUGCAGAACCAGUAUCCAGAUGUGAACAUGAGAGAGAAACUUGCACAGCAAAUUCACUUGAGAGAAGAAAGAGUAGAAGUCUGGUUUAAAAACCGAAGAGCGAAGUGGAGGCGUCAGAAAAGACUUUCGUUUGUUGUGGUAAACACUGAAAACUAAACUUUUUCAUACAGAUCUGCAGCAAUUUGGAAAAAUAUGGAAACCUCAAGUAAUAUUUUUGCUUAUGUUUUAAACAAAUAGCCAAGAUUCUGAACAAAAUGGAUCUUUCUGUGUCAAUUUAAUCAAGUUAAACUGCAUGCAGACACUAUCACUACAUGCUAACCCUUUAAUAUUUGAAGUUCACUGCUUUUUAGUAUGCUCCUUAAUAAAGUGUUUUUUAAAAGGCAAGUUAACUAUUUGUAUAAUUGCUUCCUCUUGUCAUGUGGUUGUAAUCUAAUAAAUACUUGAAUGACUCCAUUGUUUGUGAAAAACCCAUCAUGUGAA